Messenger RNA from Phoenix dactylifera (date palm), 556 nucleotides. The record is from RefSeq and is a predicted model, not a curated record. Lineage: Eukaryota; Viridiplantae; Streptophyta; Magnoliopsida; Arecales; Arecaceae.
AGAUGUCUAGGCAGACACUUGGAAAGAGGAAGAGAUACAUUCUUGGAUUUGGGGAUGGGCCGAAGCCCUCUUCAUCUUCUUCCACAUCUAGUCGUGUGUCACAAGACCAUGUUGGGGAGUUGCAAAAACUUAAAGCUGAGAUGGAGGAGAUGAAGAUGGAGCGUGAGAUAGAGCGUGAGAAGCUGCGGAGGCAAUUGGAGCAUGAGAGGAGAGAGCGUGAGGAGGAAAAGAAAGAGCGAGAGGAAGAACAGAAGCAAAUUGCACAUCUUACAAGUUUGGUGGCAGAGUUCUUAAAGGGAAAGACUCAAACGCACAAGUCAUCUAUCCAUCAUGAUGGGGCCAUGUAUUCAACUGGUGGUACAAAUACUCGUUGAUAUAUGGUGGAGUUAUGAGCAAGUGAAAUCUAGUUUUUGGUACAUGGAUAGCUUUUGUUCAAAUGAUCAUGGUGGAGAUGUCUACAAGCAGAAUCUAGUUUUUGGUAUAAGAAUAUUUUUGUCUACAUUAUGGUUGUUUGGAUGAAUAGCAACAUCAGAUAUUUUGGAAAUUUUAAUUUACA